Messenger RNA from Annulohypoxylon maeteangense, 848 nucleotides. RefSeq names its product 60S ribosomal protein L25. Lineage: Eukaryota; Fungi; Ascomycota; Sordariomycetes; Xylariales; Hypoxylaceae. Gene Ontology annotation, cellular component: ribosome; cytosolic large ribosomal subunit. The record is from RefSeq and is a predicted model, not a curated record. Bases 185 to 655 code for a protein of 156 amino acids. Gene Ontology annotation, molecular function: structural constituent of ribosome. The transcript has 4 exons. Gene Ontology annotation, biological process: translation; ribosomal large subunit assembly.
UUCAAUUUUACCAUUGCCCUAAAUUUUCGCUUAGCGAGACCCACGCUACUGUUAGCUUUGUGCUGCACUAAAAUUUGAUUCUAUCAAGAAAACGUGCACGUUUGGAAACUUGAAAGAUCUUUCCUCAAUCCAGAGUAUUUCGACAACGACGACUCUAACGCCAAACGUCAAAACCACGAUCACGAUGGGUCCUAAAGCUACGAAGGGAGGUGCCUCCAAAGCACCAAAGGGUUUGAAGCAGGCCAAUGCCGCCGCUAAGGCUGCCCUCCGUGGCGAUAACUCCCACAAGAAGCGCAAGGUCCGCACCUCAACCACUUUCCACCGACCCAAGACCCUACAGCUCUCGCGCUCUCCUAAGUACCACCGCAAAUCUUUCCCCCAUGAGCCCCGCCUGGACGAGCACAAGAUCAUUGUCCACCCGUUGAACACCGAGAGCGCCAUGAAGAAGAUUGAAGAGAACAACACCCUUGUCUUCAUCGUCGACCCCAAGUCCAACAAGGCCCAGAUCAAGCAGUCCCUCAAGAAGCUCUACGACAUCGACACCGUCAAGAUCAACACCCUUAUCCGACCCAAUGGUACCAAGAAGGCCUACUGCCGCCUGACUGCCGACGUGGACGCUCUAGACAUUGCGGCUACCAAGCUUGCUCUCGUCUAAUCGAGUAGUUACGAGGGAGGACACUUGAUUUGCGGGAUGAUUUGGCAACGGGUUAACAGAUUAGAUGCAGAUCCCGAACAGGGACGGACAUUUGCAUUAGGGCUGGCGUUGCUUUGCCUACGGUUAGGCAUAUGAGAUCAACGGAAAAAGAAUUGAUUCCCAAACAAAUACAAAUCGAGUUCCCUUGGGUGAU